GCAAAAUAGAAGCUGGGCAAGUAUGCAGAAGAAAAACCCCCCCCCUGAGGGGAAGAUCCAGAAGCUCGCACUGGGAACAAAACAACACCUUCAUUCCUCCCUGUUUCGCCCAUCUCCCUUUCUUUCUCCCUUUCUCUGUCUCAGUUGCCCGUCCACAAGUUUAUUUUUCUUUUAUUAACUGCUCUCUCUGUCUCACGUUCAGCCAGAGAUUGGGCAUCGAUUGUGACUGUCUUUUGUCUGUUUGUGUUAUACUUCAUUCAAUGGGCCCCGUCAUGGAUCCCUUUCACUACAAUGAGGAGCCUGCGUCAUUCACUGCGACUGUGUCCGAUCCGACCACAACAACCACAACUAGAUCACAACCAACAGUAACAAGCUCUCCAAGCUACAACUAUUCCAUGUCUUCUUCCCUCACUGCUUCCGAUCUCCCGACCCAUCCCUCUGCCGUACCUCUGUCACCACCCGAUCGUGUAUCGUCGCGUUUAUCGCCUCCCGAUCCCCCCGCGCGUUCGCAUCCGCCCCCUCGGCGCAUCCCCAGUUCUGGCUCCCUGGCGGACGAGAAUCGCCGCAAGUCCAGCCCAACCCUGAAAAAGCGUGCGUCGACCGCCUCCUUGCACUCCAACUCCAACCGGGGCGCUUCGGCCUCUCCGCGUCCGACCGCGUCGCGGCGCUCCUCUGCCUCCCCCUGUGGGACAUCCCCGCCCGGCGCCGCAGCCAGCAUGUCCGCGACUGCGCUGCCCACCGCGGCGUCGAUCGCGGCCGAUUUCUUGCACAAGGAGAUGGAUUGGCACCAGUCCACCGACGUCCAGUCGUCCACCCUGGUUUUGCUACAUGAUGCGUGCUACGGCCACCGAUACUCGCGACCCCGCACCUCCCGCGCCUCCCUGAAUCUGAUCGUUGAACGUCCGGAGCGCAUCCAGGCAGCCGUGCUGGGCAUCGCAGCGGCGUAUGUGCGCCUGGCUGGUCGGCAUGACGGCGGUCGCCACGCGCCUCACCCCGAGCUGCACCCUCGCCAACUGCCAGUGCCGCCCUUCCAGAUCCGGAGGACCGCGCGCACCCUCUCGCUGCAGGCACCCGCCGUGGCCCAUGUGCACGGAGCGCAGUGGAUGGAGGAGCUGAAGAGCAUGUGCAAUGCGGCGGAGUCGCGACUCGCCUUGCACGGGAAGGAGCUGGUCCGACCCCGCAGUGCGGGCAAGGACAGUGCCACCACCGCCGCAAACACUGUGCCCGCCCUUCACGAAGGAGAUCUGUAUCUAUGCUCGGAGUCAUUGAGUGCAUUUGAAGGCGCGCUUGGAGGCGUGACAGAGGCCGUCGACGCGGUUCUCGGGUCGAGUCCGACCAAGCGAGCCUUCGUCUGCAUCCGCCCGCCGGGCCACCACUGCUCCUCCGGUCACCCGUCGGGGUUCUGCUGGAUCAACAAUGUUCAUGUGGGCAUCGCGCAUGCAGCGAUGGCGCAUGGGCUGACUCACGCCGCGAUCCUGGACUUUGACCUCCAUCACGGGGACGGCUCGCAGGAGAUUGCCUGGGAUCAAAAUCAGAAAGCCGGGAUGGCUGCCCGCAACGCCGCCGCGCACAAGAAAACCAUGGUGGGAUAUUUCAGUCUGCACGACAUCAACUCGUACCCAUGCGAGGGGGGCGACACGGACAAGGUGCGCAACGCGAGUGUGUGUAUAGACAAGGCCCACAGCCAAUCGAUCUGGAAUGUUCACCUGGAGCCAUGGAAAACCGACCGGGAAUUCUGGGAGCUGUACCAGACCAGGUAUAGUGUCUUGUUGGAGAAAGCGCGCGCAUUUCUACGUCGACAUACCCAGCGGCUGGCCGACGCCCCAAAUGGACCCCGACCCAAGGCGGCCAUUUUUAUCUCGGCGGGGUUUGACGCCAGCGAGUGGGAAGGGGCUGGGAUGCAGCGGCAUCAGGUGAACGUCCCGACCGCGUUUUACGCUCGCUUCACGGCCGAUGUGGUGCGUCUGGCCCACGAAGAAGGGCUGGGGACUGACGGGCGUAUCAUCAGUGUACUGGAGGGCGGCUACAGCAACCGCGCGCUGACCAGCGGCGUCCUCAGCCACCUGUCGGGACUGGCCGAGAUCAGAGAGACGGAGGCGCAGCAGAUCGAUCGUCUGGCGUCUGCGAUGACGGAUCGUCUGGGCUUAUCUGACACGCAACCCCCUGACCCGGAGGGCUCUCAGGGUGGGUAUGACGACGAUUGGUGGUCGCCUGGGAUGCUGGAGGAGCUGGAAGCGCUGGCGUACCCGCCGCUGGCGCCCGCCAAAUCCCGCGAGAAAGCGGCUCCGACCUAUUUUCAACCCACCCAGUCUUUCGCUGCCAAGGUGGUGAACUCGCGCGAUCGCCGGUCGAUAGGUUCCUAUUCGUGCGCUGAGCCGGAGACGCGUCCGCCCUUGCCGCGGGUCGGCUGGGCCACCGCAUCACAUGAGCUAGCCAAGAUUCUGAUCCCGACUCACAGGCAGACGACGAGCUGUCGCCCGGAGGAGCUGAACGCAGAGGCAUCGCGCCUGCGACGAGAGCGGCAGGCGGCGGCGGCGGCGGCUAGCAACGCGCCCACCAGCACCAAUGGUGGGACCCCGGAGGAAAGCCGGAUGAAACUGCGCGUGCGCAAGCCCAAGCCAUCGUUGCCGCCCAGUCCACAGGAUGAACGGCCGGCUGCGCGCAGCAGUCGCAGGACGACCAUUGACGCCCCGCCGGACAGAGUUAAAGCUGGUCACAACCAAACAUCGCCAAGGGUGCGGACAGUGCGGAGGAAGAGUGCGGUUUCAGAUGCUAGCUCGGUUUUGGAGGCGGGCAGCAGCGAUUCGUCCAAAGUUGCAACUGCCGCCGCUCUGGCUGCUACUGCGGGGCCGGGUGGUUCUCGAUCGAGCACCCCCCAGCGUAGUGUGCCGCCUGUGCCCCAAGUGCCUGUAGAGUUUCAGCCUCGCCGCGAGGGUGACAAGGGAGACGAUGUCGAGGAUCUGGCGGCCGGAGUGCGCAAGUUGAACAUCAAGCUGAAGGUCCCUUCGCCGGAGGAGAAUGCUGCACGGGAGGAACGACGGCGGGCGAAUGGGGCUAGGGUUGGGUUGAAGAAGCCGCCGCCGCCGCCGCCGCCGCAUCAGGCACCGAAGCGGGCAGCCGGGGGAAGUGCUACUGCGGCCAAGGUGGAUAGCCUGGUAGACAGUGGUGGUUCGGUGGGGGAUAACAAGGCGGUUGAGUUGAGCUUUGGUCAGGGGGAGGCUAAAGUGAAGCCGGAUGAGGCAGAGCCCAAACCGCCUGCGGUCAUGUCCCCGGUAACCUCAUCGCCAAUCUCGUCCGCGACGGACGCCAUGCUGAUGUCGCCGCCUCUGACUCCGGGUCAGCAGCCGCAGUCGAGGCUCUACUCGCCGCCAUCGUCGACGCCAAUGGGAAACGGGUUGCCAGUGCUGAUGUCGCGGGGCCCGAUCCGGUUUGCGUCCGCUUCAGCUGGUUCUGGUGAGAGGGGGAUGAAUCAAGAGGCCAAGCGGGAGGAGGAAAGCGAUUGAAUGUCGUUAUGCUGAUAGUUUGCGAGUUGGAGUUGGAUUUGAUACCCCUUUCGUUUUUUGCUCUUGUUUUAUCUUAUUAUUUUUUUUCUCGAGAUUUAUCUCCGGCGCCAAUCUCCGGAUCAGAUAGUGGAGAUGCACCGCCACGCUGAGUCAGAGGGAGCGGUGCAUCUUCCAGCAUCCGCCAGAAUUGCUUACUCUACUUUACAUACUAGCAUAGCAGACUUGAAC
This is a messenger RNA of Aspergillus saccharolyticus JOP 1030-1, 3731 nucleotides long. RefSeq names its product histone deacetylase hosB. Gene Ontology annotation, molecular function: histone deacetylase activity. Gene Ontology annotation, cellular component: nucleus. The record is from RefSeq and is a predicted model, not a curated record. NCBI's taxonomy places the organism in Eukaryota, Fungi, Ascomycota, Eurotiomycetes, Eurotiales, Aspergillaceae. Bases 261 to 3503 code for a protein of 1080 amino acids. The transcript has a single exon.